Molecule: messenger RNA, 939 nt
Organism: Bufo bufo (common toad)
Lineage: Eukaryota; Metazoa; Chordata; Amphibia; Anura; Bufonidae
Product: olfactory receptor 5V1-like
Exons: 1
Coding region: 1-939 (312 amino acids)
Biological process (GO): G protein-coupled receptor signaling pathway
Cellular component (GO): membrane
Molecular function (GO): olfactory receptor activity; G protein-coupled receptor activity
Source: RefSeq, a predicted model, not a curated record
AUGCAUGGAAAUUACUCCUCAAUGUACAUGGACUUCCACCUCUUGGCAUUUACCAAUUAUGAAAAUGUGGAGCUGUUGAUUUUCAUUAGCCUAUUGACACUGUAUUUGCUUUGUGUACUUGAAAAUGUUCUCGUUAACAUCAUCGUAUGUCUGACCCCCCAGCUGCAUACACCCAUGUAUUUUUUUCUAUGCAACCUCACAGUCCUGGAUAUUAUAUAUGUUUCGGCUAUCUUACCAAAGUUAAUACUGAUCACAAUCACAGGAAACACUAGUAUAUCCAACACAGGAUGCUUCACACAAGUAUUUUUCUAUGUUUUUUGCAUUGGAACUGAGUUUUUCUUACUUGUGUGUAUGGCCUAUGACCGAUAUGUGGCCAUUUGUAUUCCUCUACACUAUAGGCUUAUUAUGAACCACAGGACAUGCUUAAUUUUAGCCGCAUUCUGUUGUAAUCUUGGCGUGUUCAAUGCAAUAAUGUAUGCUCUGCUAAUAUCUCAUUUAUCCUUCUCCAGCUCUCGAGAGAUCAACCAUUUCUUUUGCCACAUGAAAUCAAUACUUCAGCUCUCCCGCAGUGAUGCAACUAGCAUUGGGAUUUUGAUAACUGUAGAUGGUGUUUUAUUAGGGUUCUUCCCAUUUAUACUUAUUCUGGUUUCUUAUAUAUACAUUAUAUCUACAAUUCUGAAGAUACAUUCAAAGUCAGGAAGGCACAAGGCUUUCUCAAGUUGCUCUUCUCAUCUUACAGUUGUUUUAUUAUUUUGUUUGACCUCUCUCAGCCUUAAUAUGAAACCAGAGACUGAGUUUUCUCAAGAACAGGACAAAUUGCUAUCUAUGCUGUACAUUGUCGUUGCUCCUAUCUUAAACCCAUUGGUGUACAGUUUAAGAAACAAAAAUGUCCUACAAGCCAUCAAACGGCAAAUCUCAAGAACAAGUAAGAUGUGGUAA